This is a messenger RNA of Pelobates fuscus (common spadefoot toad), 841 nucleotides long. It is a transcript of the gene SMPX, whose product is annotated as small muscle protein X-linked. The record is from RefSeq and is a predicted model, not a curated record. Bases 293 to 559 code for a protein of 88 amino acids. Lineage: Eukaryota; Metazoa; Chordata; Amphibia; Anura; Pelobatidae. Gene Ontology annotation, cellular component: muscle tendon junction; costamere; M band. The transcript has 5 exons.
UUUCACGCUUAAGCUACCAAACUGGGUUUAUCUCUAAGCUCUGAGGCAGCCUGGAGUAUGAGGCAGGCACAAAGCUGUAUCAGCUGCACUAAAAAAGGACCUCUGGCAAGGAUAAUCACUGACUGAAAAAAAUACCAGGAGAGAUAGGGGAAGUUUGUGAUCAUUGUGAGAAAAAAAAAAAUCCGCUCAGUCAUUUUUUUUUGACCUGCCAAACUCUUCUUCAACAGAAACAUUUAGGGAAAAAAAACAAGGAAACAAGAAAUCAGCAAGGAAGAAGAUAAAACUCAUCAAAAUGUCUAAACAGCAUGCUUCAAAUGUCAGAUCUAUCCAGGCCAAUAUCAACAUCCCUAUGGGAGCAUUUCGGCCCGGAGCUGGACAGCCGCCCAAGAGAAAAGAAUAUACACCUGAUGCAGAAGAGAGUGUUCCACAAGAAUCACCAAAUGAAGAGAAGAAACAACUUCCUGGGGCAGUGAAACUUCCUGGACCAGCAGUCAAUCUCUCCGAAAUCCAAAAUAAAAAAAGUGGACUUAAAUUUGUACCUAGAGCAGAGGAACAGUAGUGGUGAUAGAAAAGGUCUGGUAUGGAGUAUGAUUGACAACCAUCAUGUGAAGAAUAGAAACCAAUUAAAUAUUUUUUAUACUUGUAUAAAGAUUUUAAACUACAUCAAUGCUAUGUACCUUCACACUACAGCAAAUACAUUAUUUGUACAUUUAUAUGCGUUGUUCAUAGGCAAGAUUUCUAAGUGAAAAAGUAUUGAAACUCCAUGUUUAAUAAUCUGGAUUGUAUUCUAUUUUAUGAAACCAAUGGCUGAAUGUUAAAAAGUAAUGGCUAAAAUAAAAAA